Neofelis nebulosa (Clouded leopard) is the source of this 8819-nucleotide messenger RNA. It is a transcript of the gene SREK1, whose product is annotated as splicing regulatory glutamic acid and lysine rich protein 1. The transcript has 11 exons. Bases 2848 to 4380 code for a protein of 510 amino acids. NCBI's taxonomy places the organism in Eukaryota, Metazoa, Chordata, Mammalia, Carnivora, Felidae. Gene Ontology annotation, molecular function: RNA binding. Gene Ontology annotation, cellular component: nucleoplasm. The record is from RefSeq and is a predicted model, not a curated record.
AGACUGGCCAAGGCAGACCUGUUACACUUGCCUGAGUUAGGCAUUGUUUGCCAUGCCACUAAACCUGCCGUCAAGUGAAACCUUCAUUGGGGAAAUGAGAUCGGAGUCUGAACCGCAGAAGAUGGACGCCCUGUCUCUGUUUUUUAUUGUUUUACUUUAAUUUCAUUUCUUUUUCUUUAUUUUGUCCCUUUUUUUUGUUUUUGUUUUUGUUUUUGUUUUUGUUUUGUUAAAUCUCUUUCACUUUAACUUGUGAGCUGGUUUUCCAGUUCUUUGUAAAUGGUAUUCCAUUAAGGGUUCAUAACAUUGCUUUGCAGAUUAUAUUGGGAGAUGAUUAGCAGAGCUCAAGCUUACGAUAAAGUAAAUUUUCAUAGUAAACUAGGAUACAGUGUUGUGAAGCUCAGUGAGUCUUAAUUGGUAUUAUAGACUGCACAGGUACAUUUUGUUCUCAAAACACUAAAACACUGGUAGAAUUGUUAGGAACAUUUUGUGAUCUCAUUGCAACAUUUUUGCAGUUUUUCUCCCAAAUCUACAUCUUUCAUAAAAACCAACUGAUAGCUUUUAAUUUUCAUCCUUCCCCCUAGAAUUUUAAGCAUACAAAAUCCUCAAGGAAAAUAAGUAAAUUUCUUAGAAAAUAACUUACUUCCUUGACUUAUAAAGACUUUUACUUGCUUGCAUGGGGAAUGGAUAUUUGAGAAGCUUGAAAAGUUACUUUCAUGUAUGUUUCUCUGCUUGAAUUUUUUGAAAAAUUUUCAUACGUUACCAGCUUCUAAAUGGAAUCUGAGGAUUAGGAUUAGUACUUAAUUUUAAUACCGUGAGAGCUCUUUUUCCUCUCAGUUGUCUUUGAGGAGUAUAGUUUGGGAAAAAUGCUAAAUGCUUGUUUGCUUUAUACUUUUAUAUACUCUGAUAGUAUUUGGAAGGUAAUUUUGAUAGAAUUCUGUCUUGGAAGUUAAGCAAUGGGACUUUUUUCUUCAAGGAUCUUUAAUGGUAAUUAGAAUUAAAACAUGUGCCUAUUUAUGGUUAGACUUAAUAUUUAUAGUAGUUUAUUACUACUGUGAUAGGCAGGGAGAGUCAGACAACCUAUUGAUAAGUGAGUCUUUGUAAUAUUAAGUAUUCAACUUUUAGCCUGUGUUGAAUACGUUGUGUAGUUUUACUACACUGUCUUGUAGACACUUAUGCUUAUUUAAUUGACAAGUAAUUCUAAAUUGGGAACAUUAACAGAUUGAAACUGUUUAUUUGAUUUUUGGGUGCACACAUUAGGGUAAUGAAGCAUAAGAUUUACACUGUGGAACCUCAAUUGAUUUAUCAAGAUGUGUUCAGGUUUUAUAAGCAUUUGAAAAAUAAUACGUAAAACGGGUCCGGUAGUAAUAUAAAUAGCUUAGUAUAUAUGUGGGUAUACAGAUACGUGUAUUAAUACCAAUAACAUAAAAUAAAUUCUUGUUAUUUCAUGUCUUCAGUAAGGCCUACCUACAUUUUAUUUAUAUUUAUGCAUGUUUAAAAAAUUCUUUGCUUGUGCAGAAUUUACAUGAAAUAAAAAGAUAACUGUUUUUGAAGUUAGUACAUUAAUGGAGACUUAGAUGUUGCAAAAUUUAGGGAAAAGGCGUUUGUUAAAGCUAAUCAAAUGUAAUUUUUCUGUUAUAACAAAGGUGUAACCAUUAUUUAAAGCAAAAUUUAAAAGCUGUCUUGAAUUCCAUCCAUGUUUAGAGGUAUAUGCAGAUAAUAUUGUUUAGAGAUUUAUCCUGCACAUCUGGUUGUUUUAAAUAGAAUUUCUUCCUCUAAAAUCCAGCAUGGUGCUUUUGAAACGUACUCCAUAUGCUAUUUCCAAUUUAGUGUGACUUUGUACACUGUGUUUUAAAUUAUUUUUGAAGACUCCAUAAUGGAAGUGUAUAGCCAACUACCACAUAAUUAUAAGUAGUUCUUCUAAAAUUGAUAUCUGUAGUCAGCUUUUUAAGAACUAUUUUAGUGGGGGUGGUAAGAGAGAGGACACAAUGGGAAAACGUGUGAAAGUUGCAGUUCUUAUCAAAAUUAAUUGGUUAGAAUUUAAUAGUUAAAUACAGCAAAUUGAACUUAUUUUAGAGUAGAUUUUUCAUUAAUUGUAGGGAUUUUUUUCUUAGUGUCUAAGAAUAUUUUAGUGUUUUUGUUGUUAUUUUUAUUAGGCAGUUAAGAUACUUACAAGCAAGACAUUUAGGCAUUAACCACCCCUCUUCAGACAAGGAUACAUAAAUUGGUUCUAAAAGUCAGGAGUUUAAGAAGUUUCCUGAGACUAGGGAACUUUUAUUGUUAGGAAUUCUCAAAAAUUUUAAGUUUCCCAAGGCAUAUUCUUUGAAAUUGGAUUCUUCUGGCGUCUCUGACCUAGUUGGUGAGAUGUCUUCUUAACUGGAUGGGUGUAGGCUUCCUUUUAAAUUGAAGCUGAUUGCUUGCAGUAGGCUUUUGUUUUUUUCUGUCUACUUGAAAGUGAAUGGAAUUUAUUGGGAGGUUAUUAAAAUUGUUUGCAUCACCAGUAGGUAGGUUUAGUAACCAGGAUAGGGGCACCCAUUAAGGAACAAAUUUCAAUUCGCACAUAUUUGUUUUUCCUUUUCUUUUUUUUGACUAAUUUGGUUAUUUGCCAUUUCUGGGGAUUAAACUUUAAAAAAUGUUCUUCUUUUCUGUAUCUGAUGUUCUGUGUGCUAUUAGUGAUGCAGCCAACACGAACGGUUGUCAUGUGUAACACAACUUUCGAUCACCGCGAAAACACCGUCCUGGGAAAGCGUCCAUGCUUGAUAUCGUUUGGUUCAUGAACAUUAAGUUUCCAGUACAGGUAAAAUUCCAGAGGAAUCCAAAGCUCUCUCUUUAUUGGCUCCUGCUCCAACCAUGACAAGUCUCAUGCCUGGUGCAGGCUUGCUUCCCAUUCCGACCCCAAAUCCCUUGACUACAUUGGGUGUUUCCCUUAGCAGUUUGGGAGCUAUACCAGCAGCAGCACUAGACCCCAACAUUGCAACACUUGGAGAGAUACCACAGCCACCGCUUAUGGGAAAUGUGGAUCCUUCCAAAAUUGAUGAAAUUAGGAGAACAGUCUACGUUGGCAAUUUGAAUUCCCAGACAACGACAGCUGAUCAACUUCUUGAAUUUUUUAAACAAGUUGGAGAAGUGAAGUUUGUGCGGAUGGCAGGUGAUGAGACUCAGCCAACUCGGUUUGCUUUUGUGGAAUUUGCAGACCAAAAUUCUGUACCAAGGGCCCUUGCUUUUAAUGGAGUUAUGUUUGGAGACAGGCCACUGAAAAUUAAUCACUCCAACAAUGCAAUAGUAAAACCCCCUGAGAUGACACCUCAGGCUGCAGCUAAGGAGUUAGAAGAAGUAAUGAAGCGAGUGCGAGAGGCUCAGUCAUUUAUCUCAGCAGCCAUUGAACCAGAGUCUGGAAAGAGCAAUGAAAGAAAAGGCGGUCGAUCUCGUUCCCACACUCGCUCAAAAUCCAGGUCUAGUUCAAAAUCCCAUUCUAGACGAAAAAGAUCACAGUCAAAACACAGGAGUAGAUCCCAUAAUAGAUCACGUUCAAGACAAAAAGAUAGACGUAGGUCUAAGAGCCCACAUAAAAAGCGCUCUAAAUCAAGGGAGAGACGGAAGUCACGGAGUCGUUCACGUUCACGGGACAAGAGAAAAGACACCCGAGAAAAGAUCAAGGAAAAGGAAAGAGUGAAAGAAAAAGAUAGAGAAAAGGAAAGGGAAAAAGAGAGAGACAGGGAGAAGGAACGUGAAAAAGAAAAGGAACGGGGUAAAAACAAAGAUAAAGACCGGGAAAAGGACCGGGAUAAAGACAAGGAAAAAGACAGAGAGAGAGAGCGGGAAAAAGAGCAUGAAAAGGAGCGAGACAAGGAAAAGGAAAAGGAGCAGGACAAAGAAAAGGAACGGGACAAGGACAGAUCCAAAGAGAUAGAUGAGAAAAGAAAGAAGGAUAAAAAAUCCAGAACACCACCCAGAAGUUACAAUGCAUCAAGAAGAUCUCGUAGUUCCAGCAGGGAAAGGCGUAGGAGGAGAAGCAGGAGUUCUUCCAGAUCACCAAGAACAUCAAAAACUGUAAAAAGGAAAUCUUCUAGGUCUCCAUCCCCUAGGGGCAGAAAUAAGAAGGAUAAAAAGAGAGAAAAAGAAAGGGACCACAUCAGUGAAAGAAGAGAGAGAGAACGUUCAACCUCUACAAGAAAGAGUUCUAAUGACCGAGAUGGAAAGGAAAAGUUGGAGAAGAAUAAUACUUCACUUAAAGAGAAGGAACACAAUAAAGAACCAGAUUCAAGUGUGGGCAAAGAAGUAGAUGACAAGGAUGCACCAAGGACUGAGGAAAACAAAGUCCAGCAAAAUGGGAAUUGUCAGCCAAAUGAAGAAAGCCUCUCUACCAAAACAGAAGCAGUGUAGGACUGACAGAUGCACCUCUAAACACACGCUGGAAUAAAAUCCAAAGCUAUUAAUUCUUCCAACAAGAUGUUAUACAGUGAAGAAAUCCAGUUGAGUAUGAAGAUAUGAACUAACAGCUUUUCUAGUUGUUAGGUGACUUUGUGGCCAUCUUGUUACUGAGUAAGAAAAUAAAGCAUGGACAUCGUGAAAAUAACAGGUGUUACCCAAACUCCUCAUCUUCUAGAAUUUGUGCAUUUCCAUGGUGGCUGACACACUUGUCAUGUGGUUUGUUAGUGUUUGCCAAGAACCAUUGCAAAUAAAUGGGACGUCAAAGAUCCAAAUUUGUACUGUCCACAGAGACUGGAGAUAAGCAUUGGAGGCUCUUUUAAAAAAUGGUUGUUACUGAAUUUUGUAUUGUUUUACUUUUUUUUUUUUUUUUUUUUUAAUUUCAGUAUAUACAGAUUUGAUGAUGUGCUUGAAAUCGGUGCAAAUAUAUACACACCCUUGUAAGUGCAGAGUAUGUAAGAAGUUUUAACAUUUACUUCACAGGAUUUACAGUGGUUGUGUUAAAUUCUCACUGUUGUGUUUUCUUUUGCUCACUGUUUAGGACAACAGUUUUUUGUUAAAAUAGUUUUACAGACUAAAAUUGCUUAAAUAAGUGGAUUAACAAACAACUGACAAUGCAUGCUACUGUUCUCUUUCAAAAGGAAGAGCAACUGUAUUGAAUACUAAUAAUAAUGGAUUAGUAUUCAGCGUUUAGAAUCAUUGGGUCUCCUCACAAAGUAAGCAUUUCCUUUUGAACUUUUGUUGACAUUUCCAAGCUUAUUAUGAAUAAUAUUGCAGUGUGUGUUGUCAGCUGUAGGUGGCAAAGGUGCCAUUAUAAAAAGAAAACUGGGUUUUCAAAAUGGGCUAUGGGAGCACAAGCUGAAGCUUUAGUGCCUUCUACAAUGUGGUAUACUGUUUUCUAGAAUUUUAUAUGUGCUAGUCAUUCUCAAUUCAUACGGAACUUAGAUGGAUAUUUCAUUCACUCCCAUAGAGAAAGUGUCCAAAAUAGUGUGUCAGAGAAGAGCUUCUUACAUAGCUCACCUAACAUGAGGGAAGUCCUGCUUUUAAGAAUGACUUCAGAGUUUAAAACAACAAUGCAGUUUUGGGACCAUCAGUUUUAUACUGUGAUAAUUGAAUAUGAAGCAUGUUCUUACUUUACUUAAAUCAGAGCGAACACUUUCGUUGUCUCCAUUGGAUGGCCUUAAUUAUUACCUCUUAAUCAUCUUCUCGUAAGUGAUGUGCAGAAAUUAUAUGUAAAAGAGAACACGUGAGAUUAUUUGUUUUAAGGAUAUGUUUACUUGAGUUUAAAAUAUAGGUCAUCCGUUACUCUUAGGCUCACUUUUUGCAGGAAGUAUGCAAGUAGUAAAAUGACAACAUUGCUAAUAUUUUCCCCAAAGCCAUAACUCAUAAUUUCAGAAAUCUUUUCAUUAUUGUUAUAUUCCCCCAAAAGUUAUACCUUUCAAUUAGCAUGUUAUUAAAAAAAAUCAAGUAUAAUUAUUUUAAUGCAAUCUAAUACAAUCAAAUUACUCCGUUGCCUUACCUCAUGGGAAGAGUUACUUAUAGAUUUAAAAAGCUGAGUAGCACAUCAGUUACUUGGUUUCAACUUGAGUUUUCUUUUAAUGUUCAUACUAUUGAAACUUAAGUAUUUGAUAGAAAAUGGAAAGAAUUGCCCUUAUUGCAAGUAAUGAAGCCUGGUUUGAUUAUGAAGCUGCUUAAUUACUCUUCAUGUGUUCAGAAUUACUGUGUUUUUUUUUCCUUUUUGUCACCGUGUACAUUAAAAAUUUUUGAAAAUGCUUUACUAUGUAAAGUAUAGAUGGUCAUUUUAAUCAUUCAACCACAUACGGUUGGCUGGUAAACAGCUUAUUCUGAUACAAGAAUGCUUGGGUGCAUAUGGAAAGAUUGUGAGUGUGUGUCCUGCAUCAACAGCUGUCUUAUUUAUAAUAUGUAGUAGAAUAGAGCAAAUGUUUGAAUCUUUGUUAUUUUUAGUACCAUUUCUCUAAUAAAGCUAAGUAUUUUAGAGGAGAGUAUUUGUUUAUGCAUUUCAAAACAGCAUCUUAGUUUAUCAUGUGUGUCUUGUUUUAGUUGGCAUAGAAAUUGUUUCAACGUGGAGAAAACAUGUUUGUGUGGUGUUUUGAGUUAUUUCUUGUACUCUGGACUCAAUGUUUCCUUUGUUGGCAGUUAAUAUAAUUAGGUUCCUGCUACUAAUUAUUUUUCUUGCUGAUGAUAUUCAGUUAAAAUAAUACUUCUUUUGAAAGACACUGAUUUGUAAAAGGUGGACAUGAAUAGGAAUAUAGGAGAUCCAGAGAGAAUGAAACAUGUUCUUAAAUGUGUUUAUGGAAGCAAAGUUUUCUAGGGUCUGGAGGUAUUGGAGUGAGUGUGUGUGAGAGAGAGAGAUUGAGAGAGAGAGAGGGAGAGGGAGAGAGGGAUAGGUUUUCUUUUCUUUGUUCACUUAUAGGAGCCUGGUAGGUUUCCAUUUAUUUGUUACUUUCUUUCAAGGUAUUUUGUUUUUUCUUUAAGACUAUUCUUUUUCAUCCCAGGUAGAUGUCAGGAAAACUUGAGGUAAGGCCAAGAAGACAGUAAUUUUAUACUUGAUCCCUUUUUUAAUUACGUUUUUUUUUAGCUUGAUUAUACAGAGAGUACAUUCUGUUCCUUAAUUGUGGUUGCUAUUUAUCAUUCUAGACAAAUUCUGUUGAUCCUCCUGUUUCUUUUCGCAGUGCAUGAUGAAUUAUUUAUAUUAAGGUGGACCUUUAUAAUAAAGUGACCAGUUUUAUGUGUGAAAACAAGUAUAAAUCCUUAACUUCUGCAGUUGCCUCUGUAUUAUUUCUCCAUCUAGUCUAAUUUAUAAUUGCAAACACUAGUCAACUUGUGAUUUUGUUUAGAAUUCUUACAUUCAAUAGUUUCAAUCUAUGUCAUGUUGAUCUUCAGAAGUGUCAGAGGCUUAAAUUUUGACAUGCUUAAAAGAAAAAUUCAAGUUUAGAAUCCUUUCUUGUCAAGAAAGUAACUUCAUUUGUGAUAUUAUUUGCAGGACCUCAUUCAUUGCUAUAUAUAUGUUGCUAUCUUUAUCUUAAAACUUUAAAAAGUCUUUAAAUCAGCCCUGAAGAUACUAUUUAAUUUUAAGAAUUACAAUAUGUAGUAAUAGGCCCUUAAUCAUUUAAAAAAAUCUAUUAGAAGUAAUAUGAUUUGAUAAAAUCAUAUUUUUAUGAUUAGUCUUUUUAGUGGUUGACUUAGCUAUUAGUAUGAAUCCUUUUGGAAGGAUGCAUUAAAUAACAUUUCAGUGCAUUAUUUCUUACAUUUUCACUAAAAGAUAGUAUCUGAUUUUAAUGGACUGGGUUAUGAAGUAGAGCCGUGUCCACAAAGUAUGUUCCUUAUAUGUUUAACUAUUUUUUCUUUUCACUACCUACAUACUUAGUAUCCUCACGUUUAUUUAGGUAGUGUAAUAAUUCAUUUAAAAUGGUUUAUUUUCAAAUUUCAAAAGUUAGGGCUCUUAAAAGGGCUAAUUAGAUUUCUGGAAGCAGUAGCAAGUAUAGUGUAAUAUAAAGUCUUUUAAAAUAAAAUUGACUUCCUUACCUAAUUUUGGGUCUGUGGGUGAGUUUUUCUUAAAUAUGCUCUUAUUGGUGAUUUUGCCUGAAGAUUGAUACCUUAUUUUAAAAACAAAAGCUAAAGCUAUUGAUGGUUUUUUGGUCCAUAUUCAGUUAGGUUGGUAGUAAGUAAUAAUUACAUUUUUUUCCAUUCUAUUUUAAGGUAUUUUUGUAUUUCCUAGCAAGUAAUUUAUCAUAAUAAUUAGUUUAUAUCUAAGAUAACAUUUCUUGAUAUAUUGUUUUUAAACACAGGGUUUUAGUUUGUUUCCUGAUUUUUAAAUUAACUUUGUAUGUAGCUAACAUUUUAAUUUUGAAAAUUGCCAACUUGUGGGAAACUUCACAUAUUUUACUGCUAAAAUUUAUUUCCCUGGGAUUGGAAUGGAAUAGUAGUUCUCUCCAUUCUUAACUUUCUUUUGCUAGAUAAUUUCUUGACUCUAUGUGCAAGUUCAAAUUUAUGAAAAUCAUGCUGAAAGAAUUAGAAUUGAAGAGAUGGAGUUCCAUCAACUUGAGGCAGCGUGGUAGGCAACAAAUGGUUGGGGGGGCAAUCUGCAGAACUCCCUGAUUUCCACAGAAGAUUACAUCUGGGUGUAUUGUGUCGUUGUAUAGGUAGUUCAGUUUAAUAGUUAAAUAUUCUUCUUCUUAAUCUUACAAUAGUGUUCUUUACAUGAUGCUAUGGGUUAUCAAGGGAAGAGUUUAACAUGUAAACAUAAGAUGCUGCAUAGGUCGUGUAUAUUUAUGUGAGUAGGGCUACUUCUAAGUGGUACUAGUAAAGAUUUAUCAAAUGAUGCUGCUAUUGUGUUGCUAUAUUUUUAAUAAAAUGAAAAUCUUAAAAUCUCA